AUGAGGGGAUGCCUCACGUGUCGUUUGCGCCAUCUGAAAUGUGAUAAAACCGGAACAAAAUGCCUGCGCUGUCAACGAUCCGGCCGCGAAUGUGUUCCAGCCCCGGGGAAAUCAGAGGAAGUCUCCUUCCGUCACGGUCAAAAUCCGUCUCUCCGAGGAAAGGGGCCCCCGAGGUACGGUGAGAGCGAUCUCGCCUUCCCGAACGAUCAGGUCUGGGUUGAAACCUCGUCGGAGUACGCCUUCAAAGAUGAGACCGAUCAGACAGCCGCGGAGUAUUUUGUCGUUCCCGUGAUCGGGCACCCAUCUAUCUCGCGCUCGUCAUCUGAAGCGCGCUCAACGCCUUCGUCCGUGGACCCCAUGUCCGGACCUAGCACUGUCGUUCUACCCUAUCUAACAGAGUCGCAAGCUAUUUCGCGCUCUACAUCCGAACAUUCACAACUAACCCCGAUCGGGCAACCGCGACUCGAAAAUGUGAACGAGGCCUAUCUGCUCCGACAUUUCCAGCGGCAUCUGGCAGACUGGCUCGAUGCCGGUGAUCCCGAGCGCCAUUUCUCGGCCGACGUCGCCAAACGGGCGACCCAGUCUCCACUUCUGCUGUAUGCCUGUAUAGCCGUAGCGGCCUGUCACCUCUCGCGAACAGCGCAUACCGUGUCCCCUGAAGUAGCGGACAAUUAUCACGAGCGCUGCAUCUCGAUCAUGCUUCCCGUCCUCGAUAAACCGGAUUUCGAUAUCGGGAUCGAUAUCCUGCUCAGUUCGACUGUUAUUCUCCGUUUCUUUGAACAGAUAUCCUCCCAUACCCCAUCCAACGACCCUCAACGCCACCUCCUUGCAGGUUCAGUCUACAUUAGUUCCCACGUCGACUGCGCAAUAAGCGGGAAUCUCGCAUCAGCUUCCUUCUGGGUCUUUGUAAUCCAGGAUAUCCAGUUUGCACUCACAUACCAGAAAUGUCUCCGAUUAACUUUCGCACCAUUUGAUGACCGGCUCCGUAGGUGGUGGGAGUCAAAACCGGUCCUCAGUGAUGGGGACUGGGUGAAUCGGGCUAUUUGGUUGUUGGCUGAGACAAUCGAUUUCUGCUACAAUGUCUCGGGACGGAAUUAUGGAGGUAGACUGGGUGUUGCGGGGGAGAUUGCGCUCAAGGAGAGGAUAAGGGAAUGGGAGUUGGAGAGGUCCGAUGCUUUUACGCCGCUGCAUGUUUCGCCUCCUGAUCCUGCGAGAGGAAAGCCUUUCCCCGUUGUUUGGUACACCAGUUUGGUUCACUCUACUGCGAUGCAGCAUGUUUGCCUUGCCAAGGCACUUAUGUUGAUUCGAAAAUACGAGCAUCAGGAUGGCAGGUUAUCUAGAGAAGAGCGGAUACAACUUAAGGAACAAAUCUCAGAAAAUCUGGACUACCUGUUUGGCAUCGCCCUCUCUGCAGACGAUGAACCAUCCUUACGAAUCAUGGCGUGUCAUGCUUUAUGUGCCUGCAGCGCAUGGAUCGACAACCCCGCCGCCCAAAACUUAUUAUUUGAUCUCCUCCGUCGAACCGAACGCGAAAAUGGGUGGCCGUGGGCUUAUGUUGAGCAACGGAUUUUGCAUACAUGGCAAGGAGGUUCACGAUGA
Penicillium longicatenatum is the source of this 1599-nucleotide messenger RNA. Its product is annotated as Zn(II)2Cys6 transcription factor domain-containing protein. Lineage: Eukaryota; Fungi; Ascomycota; Eurotiomycetes; Eurotiales; Aspergillaceae. Gene Ontology annotation, molecular function: DNA-binding transcription factor activity, RNA polymerase II-specific; transcription cis-regulatory region binding; zinc ion binding. The record is from RefSeq and is a predicted model, not a curated record. Gene Ontology annotation, biological process: positive regulation of transcription by RNA polymerase II. The transcript is spliced from 9 exons. Bases 1 to 1599 code for a protein of 532 amino acids. Gene Ontology annotation, cellular component: nucleus.